CAGGGGGGUUUACAGUUUCCUAAAUAUAGCGCUUAGAAGCAGUCAUCUCUAAAUUAAAUCCGGCUUGGUGGGUCCCAGUUUUAGCAAACCUGCAUUGCUUUACAAACUAUAUUUCCCUGCUUCGUUUUAGCUUUCUCUGAAUACUAUUUGUGCAACAAGUUGUUUAAACUUUAAUAAAAGCGCGUUGUUAUUAUUAUUUCGGAUUAUUUCGCGACAAUUAUAAAGCAUUCCUACUUGAUGACUAAAAAAACUUUUUUGUUGCUCCCCAGUCGCGUCUGUCUUCUUCUUCUAGUAUUAUUAUUAUUAUCAUAAGUAUUUUUAGUAUUAUUACUUUUAUUAUUUGUUAGCAUGGUUGGAUUGUUAUUGUUUGGUAGGAACUAACUAAGUGCACGUCAACUGUUAUCCGGGGACCGGCUUUCAGUGAACACACAAAUGAGGGACCUGACGGACUCACAUGUCUUUUUGUAGCUCUAAAGCAUGUAUCUUUAGAUGUAAUUUGACGACAGUGAAACAUAUCAGGGAUUCAUAAGCCGGCAUGUCUGUGUCGUUGAUCAGAAGAGGUCUGGAGCUGCUGAACGAUGACAUUAAAGACGGCAGUAGAGUGAAGAACAAGAAGCAGACCCCCAGUUCGGCCGCAGUAAUGGAACUGGUCAGCACCAAGCGGCAGGGGGUCACCAGACAGGUCAAAAGGCUGCAGGGUCGCCUUGGGCCUGGAAAAAGCAAGGCCACAGUCAAAGACAAGCGGAUAAGAUCUGCAGUUGAUGAUUUUAGGAAAAACCAGCCUAAGAGCCAGAUGAGUGCCAAUCUGAAGUACUUUUUGGAAACCACCUGCAAAGCAACAUCUUCUGACACAAUAAAGAUUGUGAGCUACAAUAAAGGAAGGCAGUCAAGACAUCACCCGGAAAAACCCGUCGAAAAGGCCAAGGAGGCUCCGUCCUUAUUCACCGAGGAGGAGUUCCAGCAGUUCCAGAAGGAGUACUUUGGCAAGACUGUGGAGGACAAGAAAUGACACCAACUCUGGAAAAAAGGAGUAUCCAACCACAGUGGAUGGACCCAGGCUGUGUUUUGUGAAUUAAAAAGGGGUUUUCAGUCAGACUGUGUACUGGAAGUCAGAUCCACUACCACUGCACAAGAGAAUCCUUCUGUUAAGAAUAUAGGAUAAACUUUUACAAAGUGAGAUGUACAGUUUUAUAACAUCAUAUUAUAAAACUUAUUGGGAAAACUUGGAUAUGUGUUGACAAUGUAACGUGUUAAAUAUAAAUAUGAAUUCUUGUUUCUCUUAAAAAUGUUAAACAAUAAAAAUCAUGCUUGAGUUCAAAUGUAAAUGGCAUGAUAUGGUUCAGCUUGAAGUAUAUCUACUACGCUAGCGCUACACUUAAGUUCUUCAGUUUGGUUACAUUAAAGUCAAUAUAGUUUGCUAUGAGAGUUAAAGUUAAAAUGUUGUGCUCACAUGGAUCAACGAUGCAUAAAAUACCUCACUGUUACAUUUGUAACUGCUCAUUAACAGAAAUAUCUAUCUUUGAGUUACACUUUGAUCUUUUCUGCCCAACACUAUGGUCCUCAAUACAAAUGCUGUGUUUGAGUAUAUCUUGAGACGUUUGUUGUUCUUAGAUAUACUUGUGUUUGUAAAAUCUGUCUGAUCAACACAAAACACAACAAUCUAUUCUCAGAAAACUUAAGUUUGUCAGGUGUGGAGAUAUUUGGUAACAAUGAACCAUUAAAAACAAAUGUUGAA
Molecule: messenger RNA, 1735 nt
Organism: Girardinichthys multiradiatus
Lineage: Eukaryota; Metazoa; Chordata; Actinopteri; Cyprinodontiformes; Goodeidae
Gene: rps19bp1
Product: ribosomal protein S19 binding protein 1
Exons: 4
Coding region: 536-1009 (157 amino acids)
Cellular component (GO): nucleolus
Molecular function (GO): enzyme binding
Source: RefSeq, a predicted model, not a curated record